UUUCGCUCCGCCCCGACGCCGCCCCGCCCCUCGCGCACGCGCACGCGCACUGCCAGCCCCGCGCUGUCUCGUCGAGCUCGGCCCGGCUCCCGCCCAGGCGGCGGCCGACGAGACGCCCGAGCGCCCGGAGGUCUGUUCACCGACGCUCCGGCAGGUGCUGUGUCCACACUACCUCUGAGGUUGGUCCGGUCGCCUAGAAGGCAGACAGGUUUCGAUUCCCAGACAGCUCUUCCACUGUGAGCCUUCCACUCGGAGCUGUGGACUCCUCCAUCAGCGUCUCCCUGUCUCCCUGCCCGUGGACUUGAGAGCCAUGGCAACGGAGGAGAAGAAGCCAGAGACCGAGGCCGCCAGAGCACAGCCCACGCCUUCCUCCUCAGCCACGCAGAGCAAGCCUACACCUGUUAAACCAAACUAUGCUCUAAAAUUCACCCUGGCCGGCCACACGAAAGCUGUGUCCUCCGUGAAAUUCAGCCCGAACGGGGAGUGGCUGGCAAGUUCGUCUGCAGAUAAACUCAUUAAAAUUUGGGGAGCAUAUGACGGAAAAUUUGAGAAAACCAUAUCUGGUCACAAGCUGGGAAUAUCAGAUGUGGCCUGGUCGUCUGAUUCUAACCUCCUUGUUUCUGCCUCAGAUGAUAAAACCCUAAAGAUUUGGGAUGUGAGCUCGGGAAAGUGUCUGAAAACCCUGAAGGGCCACAGUAAUUACGUCUUCUGCUGUAACUUCAACCCCCAGUCCAACCUCAUCGUCUCAGGCUCGUUUGAUGAAAGUGUGAGGAUAUGGGACGUGAAGACGGGGAAGUGCCUCAAGACGCUACCUGCGCACUCGGAUCCAGUCUCAGCUGUUCAUUUUAAUCGUGAUGGAUCCUUGAUAGUUUCAAGUAGCUACGAUGGUCUCUGUCGCAUCUGGGACACGGCCUCGGGCCAGUGCUUGAAGACGCUCAUCGAUGACGACAACCCUCCCGUGUCCUUUGUGAAGUUCUCUCCGAAUGGCAAGUACAUCCUGGCCGCCACCUUGGACAACACGCUGAAGCUCUGGGACUACAGCAAGGGGAAGUGCCUGAAGACGUACACCGGCCACAAGAAUGAGAAGUACUGCAUAUUCGCUAACUUCUCCGUCACUGGGGGGAAGUGGAUCGUGUCUGGCUCGGAAGACAACCUGGUGUACAUCUGGAACCUUCAGACAAAGGAGAUUGUACAGAAGCUGCAGGGCCACACAGAUGUCGUGAUCUCGACGGCGUGCCACCCGACAGAGAACAUCAUCGCCUCAGCCGCGCUGGAAAACGACAAGACGAUUAAGCUCUGGAAGAGCGACUGCUAGGCCGCGGGAGCCGUGGAGGACUGUCAGGAGGGCGGCGCAGAUUGGCAAGCGGGAGGCGUCUCAGAGGGCUCCCCUCGGUCCGGGCCCUGGGGGUCGGGGAGGGGCUGCAUUUGAGCCGCCUCUGAAGACGAUUUGGCUGAGGGGAGUGUCGACCACCAGAAAGUUCUAGAAGUUGCUGGUGACAUUUCUUGCCAAUUCCUCUCACACUGUCUGGAGGAGAGUUCCUAGUCUGUAUUGUGUUCAAACUGAGUCAACAAGAAUUUUUAAUUUUCUAUUACAAAGGGUGAAGUUCAAUUUAUCAUGAGUCGUGUUUUUUUCCAGUAAACGUUCUGUACCUUUUUUGCUAUUUUAUUCCCCAGUGCAAGCGCUGUGACCAGUGGCCACACGGCCUCUCCCACCGGCCUCCGUGGUCGGGCCCCUUGUCUGCCUGUAGAUGCUCUAGCAAUGUGGCUCCCACUGUCGCCAGUUCUUGCCGGUGGUGUUUCCUGGUGUGUCUGUAAGGUGGUUCCGUGCAAAAGGCCCCUCGCGUGUGGGAGUCCGCAGCCCCUGUGCUGAGGGCUGGUGGUGGCGCGUGCUAGUUCCUGUCUGUGUCGCGGUGUUCGCAUGGCAGCAGCCGGGCCGUAAUAAAGGUGGGAUUUGCACAGUCGUGGCCACUGGGUGCUCACGCAGAGCUUGUCUGUUCUUGGCAUUUGUAUGGAAAGUCUCACAAUUGGCAGCAGGUUGAAAGGCUUUUUCUCAGACAGAUUCUCGGAAUGAUGGUCUGCCUCCCGCCUUGUGCCAAGAGGCCCGGAGCCCAAGGAGGACGAGACCCCGUGGGUCACGGUGUGUACCUGCGGGCCAGGAGGUGACUCUAGGGGAACAAGGUGGACGUUCUUAGCUGAAAAGGAGCCAGCGGCCCUGGAGUGUCCUGCGCCAUGUUGCAGACAGCUGUUUCCUGUGCCCGUGAAGGCUGGGAUGCGGGAGGGCCCCCGGUGGUGGGCUCCGGUCUGAGGGGCACAGGCUGGUGCCCGUCCCCGUUGCCGACCUCAGGGCUGGCGGCUUCUUGGAGCCUUCGGAGGGUCUGGGACGUGGGUGUCGUCCCCUGGCCCUGCCCACCUGGCUAGCCCUGCCCACCCGGCCAGCCCUGCCUGCUGCAAGAGGGGCCUCUUCAGCAGUGUGGCCUCCGAGGGGGGCGCGGGGGUGGGGCUAGACUGCUGCCAGGCCCCGGGGACCCCUCCGUGCAGGAGGGCCACCUGGGGUUCAAGCCCGAUCUGCCAGCACCGAGACCUUUGUGGUGGAGUAGGUGUGUUGCCUGCCUGCUGCCGAGCAGGCACGGCUCUGGCUUUGCAGGUAGCACGUGGCUGUAGUCUGAGGCCCAGCCUGGAGCUCAGCCCUCGCUGCCUUCCGGGGGUCCCGGGUGCCGAGCCAGGGGACGAAUCCUGUGCGGCCUUCAGGUGGACGGGGCCGGCGGAGGAAGCGGGGGCUGCCCGCGGCUCACGGGGAGUAUGACAGUUAGAAAGGCAUGUGGGAAGGAGCCUCCUGCAGCCCGGCCCCUCCUGUGGAAGCAGACGUACCAGUGGGGUCUCCGUUCUAGAAGCGCUAACACUCGGGCCGGGGCCGUGGUGCAGCGCAUCGGUGGAAAACGCCGUGCCACGUGCCGGCGUCAGGGCUGGCCCGGCUCUGCUCACGGCUGCCGAGGGGCUGGCAGCGCGUUGGUUCAGGGUUACAGCUCGCCCGGGACGGGGCGCCGUGUGUGCCGAGCCGAGUCCUUGAAUAGAGUUUAUUUUUUCUAUAUUUGAAUUCUCUGUUGUAGAUUUGUGUAAAGGUACAUUCUCUUUUUGAAAAUAAAGAUUUUCAUGUCUUGUAA
Equus quagga is the source of this 3161-nucleotide messenger RNA. It is a transcript of the gene WDR5, whose product is annotated as WD repeat domain 5. The coding region runs from base 311 to 1315 and encodes 334 amino acids. NCBI's taxonomy places the organism in Eukaryota, Metazoa, Chordata, Mammalia, Perissodactyla, Equidae. The transcript has 15 exons. Gene Ontology annotation, molecular function: histone binding. Gene Ontology annotation, cellular component: Set1C/COMPASS complex. The record is from RefSeq and is a predicted model, not a curated record.